CUUCCACGCACAAAGUCACCAGGCGAGCACCUCUGUGACGGCCCUCAGCGUCUGCUGGAGCAGUGGGGCGAAAAACAACGACGACGCUAACGCUGGAGCUGUAAAAUUAACAACGGGAGGCUCCCGUUUAAAGCGCCGCAGCGAGCCGACCAGCCAGCGCAGUGUCAUCGCUUGUCUCUCGGAAACGACUCUUGUUUCGGAGAAGCGCAAACCGAUACACCGCAAACCACUGCCGCCGCACAUCCUUCCAACAAAACCCCCUCCAGAAGUCCAAACAUAAAAAGAAAAAUGGUGCAAAACAAGAUCACCGAAGUCACCGGAUUCCACCGCUCCUUCAAGGGACAAAAUCCCUUUGAAUCGGAGGACUUCACUAAAAAUGGAUCCCAUCUUAUUGAGUCAUUUAAUUUUGGUUCCUCCCCAAGACAUGACAUGCCUUCCAGCCAGCCUAUUGACAUUCCUGAUGCCAAGAAGAGAAACAAGAAGAAAAAGCGUUGCAGAGCAACAGACAGUUUCUCUGGAAGAUUUGAAGACGUCUACAGACUGCAAGAAGAAGUGCUAGGAGAGGGUGCCUACGCCAAAGUACAAGCGUGCAUCAGCCUCAUCACCAACAAGGAGUAUGCUGUCAAAAUCAUUGAAAAAGGACCAGGUCACAGCCGCAGCAGAGUCUUCCGUGAGGUUGAGAUGCUCUACCAGUGCCAGGGCCACAGGAACAUCCUGGAGUUGGUUGAGUUUUUUGAAGAGGAAGACAAAUUCUACCUGGUGUUUGAAAAACUCAGAGGAGGGUCAGUUUUGGCACAAAUUCACAAGCGACAGCACUUCAGUGAACAGGAAGCCAGCGUCAUUGUGUACGACAUUGCCAGUGCUCUAGAUUUCCUCCACAACAAAGGAAUGGCUCAUAGAGACCUGAAACCUGAAAACAUUCUCUGUGAGAGGGCAGACAAGAUUUCCCCAGUCAAGAUCUGUGACUUUGACUUGGGCAGUGGAAUCAAGCUGAACAGUGACAGCUCACCCAUCUCUACUCCUGAACUACUCACUCCUUGUGGCUCAGCAGAGUACAUGGCUCCUGAAGUAGUUGAGGCCUUCAGCGAAGAGGCUACAAUAUACGACAAACGCUGUGACCUGUGGAGCCUUGGAGUAAUCCUCUACAUCAUGCUAAGUGGUUAUCCACCCUUCGUAGGUCGCUGUGGUGGCGAUUGUGGAUGGGAGCUGGGUGAACCAUGUCACAUCUGUCAGAACACUUUGUUUGAAAGUAUUCAGGAAGGAAAGUACGAGUUUCCUGAGAAGGACUGGGCUCACAUCUCCCCAAGUGCCAAAGACCUGAUUUCCAAACUUCUGGUUCGGGAUGCCAAAAAACGCCUGAGUGCCAGCCAGGUGUUGCAGCACCCCUGGGUGCAAGGGGGUGUAUUCGACACUUUAUCAACGUCCAUCUUGCAUCAAAGAACCAGCAGUGCCAGGGAUUUGACUUUCUUCGCUGACAAGGCCAUGGCUGUGAACCGGCAGUUGGCUGAACAAGACGGCAUGGAAGAGCAACAGCAACAGCAAGUCCCAUUUGUUGUCCCUGCCUCAGGCUCCUCCCUACGCCUCUCUCCUCCAUCCGACUCCAAGCUGGCCAGGCGCAGGCAGCGAAGCAGCCAGCCAAAGGGCGGUCCCGUCUCUGCCACAGAGCUGUGUCAGCUUUUGGCCCCUCUUGUUAUUGUGGGGGACUGUGCUUGAACUUUGUCUGCCUGGAAUUCUAGACCUCAAUUUAAGCUCUACCUCCAGAUCCAUGAGCGCUCCGAGGUCCUCCCUCCUCUGUUCUGGCUCCUCUCUUUGUCUGGCGGGCCUCGAUUCCUUUGCAAUUCAGGCAUUGAUGCGUCGUCAUACAGAGGGAGGCUGCCCCUGCAGCCAUUUCUCUGCCUUCUGUCCUUAUGCAGCGUUUCAGAAGCACAUCAGCACAGGGUCUGCAUACAAUGUGCACACACGGGUUAUUUGGGGGGAGGGGGUCAGUUAAGAUUUGGGAUAAAAUAAUUUCUUUUUAUUCAUGCAACUCUGUUCAGAAGUCAGAAUAUUUAUCUUGGAAAUUAAGCUCAGACACCAAAGGACAACCUGUUGUGCUGCUCCCACGUUACAACUGGAACCACUGUGAAUUAAGUUAUGUCGAAUGUUUUCUUUGCCUGUAUGUAUUUGCGUGAUUGGGCCGUCUGCAGAUGCGUACAAGUUUAUGCAAUAUGGCAAGAUGAAGGCUGUUCUGUCGAAAGGAUUACAUUUUGGGGAGGGGAGGGUUAGAAGGGCUGUAAACCAAUGCUGUCUGUGCCUGGUGCAGCCACUCACGGCUGCUCUAAAGACUUUUUCUGCGUUCAACAUGAACCCCCCCGUUUUUUUCCUACAGUUAAAUUUGUGCAUCUGAUAUUUAACCUUAACGUGUUUUGGAAGUAAAGGUUAAAACUCCUUCAUGGAGUUUGAAAAGCACAUUUUGGCCACGAUGACCGGCGUAUCAUUUUGUUGUUUGAUUUCAUGUAAACUUAUUUGGAAACACCCCCCACACACACAAAUGUGCUUUCUUAUGUCUUUUUAUGAAGACAACCCUUCAGAUCAAGUUUUAUUACAAAUAAUUUGAUAUUUUCCCACAAAAGUUAAAACAUUCCACAGUACAACAA
Messenger RNA from Nematolebias whitei (Rio pearlfish), 2636 nucleotides. It is a transcript of the gene mknk2b, whose product is annotated as MAPK interacting serine/threonine kinase 2b. Gene Ontology annotation, cellular component: cytoplasm; nucleus. Gene Ontology annotation, molecular function: calcium-dependent protein serine/threonine kinase activity; calmodulin binding; calcium/calmodulin-dependent protein kinase activity. Gene Ontology annotation, biological process: peptidyl-serine phosphorylation; intracellular signal transduction; protein autophosphorylation. The record is from RefSeq and is a predicted model, not a curated record. Lineage: Eukaryota; Metazoa; Chordata; Actinopteri; Cyprinodontiformes; Rivulidae.